Molecule: messenger RNA, 4085 nt
Organism: Tachysurus fulvidraco (yellow catfish)
Lineage: Eukaryota; Metazoa; Chordata; Actinopteri; Siluriformes; Bagridae
Gene: abcb6a
Product: ATP-binding cassette, sub-family B (MDR/TAP), member 6a
Exons: 20
Coding region: 188-2734 (848 amino acids)
Biological process (GO): heme transport; transmembrane transport
Cellular component (GO): membrane
Molecular function (GO): ABC-type heme transporter activity; ATP hydrolysis activity; heme binding
Source: RefSeq, a predicted model, not a curated record
UCACAUGGAGUGUGUGUGUGUGCGUGUGUGUGUGUGCGUGUGCGCGCGCGCGUGUGUGUUACCUUGACAGUGUGUGAGCUGAGAUGACUCUCUUUAUUAUUACACACUUGUAAUUUGACUGUUAUCGAGGACAUUUCGCUUCAUAAGGACUGAAUUCCUGUUCGUUAUAGAAGGUUUUCUGGGGGAAAUGGUGGAACUCAGGAGUUACUGCGAGCCCGGUGUCUCUCUGCAGCGAGUGUGGACUGAUGGUGGCUUUACGCCCUGCUUCUUCUUCACACUUGUCCCGUCUGUCCUUGGGACACUCGCUGUCCUUCUCGGGACCCUCCACUGUGUGUGCUACACUCGCUAUGGAACUGACAUGGAGCCCCGAUUCGUCCCUCGUUCCCGCCUUUACAAACUACAACUGGCUCUCUCGGUGCUACUGGGCCUUCAGGCGCUGGUCUGGAUGAUAUUCCGAAUGGUACGGGACACCCCGCUGCCCGGGUAUGUGGUUCUCUGUGGCUGUCUCUAUACCCUGGCAUGGGUGUGGGCGACUGUACUGCUGAGAAUGGAGAGGAAGAGGGUUCUAGUGCAUGACAGGACGAGAGGACACAGUGCCGUGUUGCUACUCUACUGGACAGCGGCGUUCAUCGCUGAGAACCUGGCAUUUGUUUCCUGGGAGAGUCCCAAGUGGUGGUGGCAGCUCAAGGACCAAGGGCAGGUGGUGGAAUUUGCUUUCUGGCUGUUUCGCUAUAUUUGCUCUGGGACGCUGUUCUUUGUUGGCCUCAAAGCUCCAGGACUGCCACGAAGACCCUACACACUCCUCAUUAACGAAGACGAGCGUUAUAUGGAAAGUGGUGGCCAGCCGUUGCUAGGUGGCGCGGCACAGAGCCAGUCUGCAUGGCGCGACUUUAGAAAGAAGGUUUAUCUCCUAGUGCCGUACAUGUGGCCGCGCGGCAGCAUCGUCCUCCAGCUCCUCGUCCUGCUCUGCCUCGGCCUGUUGGGAGCCGAACGCGCCAUCAACGUCUUCGUGCCAGUCUACUACAAAAACAUAGUUAACGAACUGACAGGAGAAAGUCCUUGGAAGACUCUGGCCACCACAGUAUGCAUCUAUGUCUUUCUGAAGUUUCUGCAGGGAGGCGGAGCUGGUACUUCGGGUUUCGUCAGCAACACGCGUUCAUUCCUGUGGAUCCGCGUGCAGCAGUACACCGGCCGUGUGGUGCAGGUUCGCCUCUUUGCCCACUUACACUUGCUGUCUCUGCGCUGGCACCUGCAGCGGCGCACCGGGGAAGUCCUGCGCAGCAUCGACCGUGGAACCUCCUCCAUCGACAGCUUGCUCAGCUACAUCGUGUUCAGCAUCAUUCCCACAAUCGCCGACAUCGUCAUCGCCAUCAUCUUCUUCACCUCCAACUUUAACGCCUGGUUUGGCCUCAUCAUCUUCGUCUGCAUGGCGCUUUACCUGACUCUUACCAUCGUCAUCACCGAAUGGAGAACGAAGUACAGACGAGAAAUGAACACACAGGACAACAACACCAAGGCCAAAGCAGUGGACUCGCUGCUGAACUUCGAGACGGUGAAAUACUACAAUGCCGAGGAUUAUGAAGUAAACCGCUUUGAGGAAGCCAUCCUGAAAUAUCAGACGUUGGAGUGGCUGACGAGUGCGUCUCUGGCGCUGCUGAAUCAGACCCAGAAUCUGAUCAUCGGCUCGGGGCUGCUGGCCGGCUCACUGCUCUGUGCGUACUUCGUCACCGAGGGCAGAUUUCAGGUUGGAGAUUAUGUUCUGUUUGGGACUUACAUCAUCCAGCUGUACACACCUCUCGGCUGGUUUGGCACAUACUACAGGGUCAUUCAGAGAUCAUUCAUCGACAUGGAGAGCAUGUUCAUGCUGUUUAAUGAAGACCAGGAGGUGAAGGAUGACGUCAACGCUGGAGUCCUGCACUAUAAACAGGGAAAGGUCGAGUUCGAGAACGUUUCCUUUAGCUACAUCGCAGGGAAAGAGAUUCUGAGGGACGUCUCGUUCACUGUCCUGCCCGGACAGACUGUAGCACUCGUGGGUCAGUCCGGCUCAGGGAAAAGCACCAUCAUCCGUCUACUCUUUCGUUUCUACGACGUUCAGGGUGGUCGUAUCCGCAUCGACGGCCAGGACAUUACCAAGGUGAAGCAGGCCUCGUUGCGUACCCACAUUGGUGUCGUGCCCCAGGACACCGUCCUCUUCAAUGAUAACAUUCGGGAAAAUAUCCGUUAUGGGCGAAUCUCCGCCUCCGACCAGGAAGUGGAGGACGCUGCCAUCGCUGCUGACAUCCACGACAAAAUUCUGUCUUUUGCCGAUGGCUACGACACACAAGUAGGAGAGAGGGGACUGAAGCUGAGCGGAGGAGAGAAGCAGAGAGUAGCCAUUGCUCGCACCAUUCUCAAAGCCCCUCAGAUCAUCCUGCUGGAUGAGGCCACUUCUGCCCUGGACACACAGACAGAGAGAAACAUUCAGGCCUCGCUGGCGAAAGUGUGCGCCAACAGGACCACCGUUGUCGUGGCACAUAGGUUAUCGACCAUCAUCGGAGCCGAUCAGAUCCUCGUUCUGCGCGAAGGUCAGAUCGCUGAGAGUGGGAGACACGAGGAGCUUCUGGCUAAAGGAGGGCUCUACGCCGACAUGUGGCUCAAACAGCAGCAGGCUUCUGACUCGGACUCGGCCUCCGACUCGGAAACCAAAGACAGACUCCCUGAGAAACUCCAACCCCCAGGACACGGGCAUCACUGAGCCAAACACUACGCGCGUUUUCAUCCGAAGCCGUUUUAUACAGAAGAGAACAUUUUUUUUAUAGAAUUAUGCACCAAUCUACGACGUUUAAAGUCACGUAGUUGUAUAAUCACAAGGUAACGUACGUUUCUCAGGAAUUUAUGUUCUCUCGUGUCGGUGAGGAAUUUUCACAUCUCAGUUUACCGGGACAAGAAAACUACAGAUAUACCGAGCGCUUUUAUUGACUCGAUACAUGGUGGUGGUAGCAUUUGCUUAUUGAUUUUAAUAGAACUGAAGCGGGGGGUGAAUUCGUUAUAUGCUGGAGAAUUUAGUAGGUCAAUCUUUCCAAUUUGAAAGAAUUUGUGUUUAGCUGUUUUGCUUACUCGAUACAUGGCGGUAGUAUUUUCAUAUUUCAGUUGUUGGGAGUUUUUCCCCAUAAAACUUCUGAUCGGUUGAAUGAUGUUCGAUCUGAUCACAAAGAGUUGUUCUUUUGUUUAUUUGUUUGUUUUCAUCUCUACAUAAAAUAACAAAAUAAGAGUUCAGCUACGUAGAUAUUUAAAAAAAAAAGAAAGAAAAAAAAACACUAAGCAAUUUAGGUCAUUUUUUUUUUAUUGUGUGAUUAAAACCAGUAAACUGACACUCGCAAGCUAGGAGAUUUUAAGCUAGGUCUAAUUUAUUGUCUAAUUAAAUUAGAUCAGGUUUAGUUAACUAGUUAUUCAGUUCAUUAGUACGAGAUUAUUUUUUAAUUUAAAUUUGUAUAUUUAAAAUUUCAAAAUAAAAAUUUCACAUAUUUAUCACGUGCAACUGACUUUAUUAUAGAAGAGGUGGUAAAUAGGAAUAAAACAAAAGAGUACAUAAAGUCUGUGUGUUUAAAGCGAUUGAUGUUUGAAAAGGACGCUGGUGCGUUUAGACGGGUUUUUACUUUUAUUCGUCGUCUUAUCUGAGUAGUCUUCUUAUUCGGCCAGCUUGUGUCGUUAUGAUUUAUGUUAUAGUUAAAUAAAGCAGUGUGUGUAUAGGAGCGUGUUGUGAGUGUGAAGACACGACAUAAACGUACACACACACACACACACACACCUUCUGUUAAGACAAACGGGUGUGUUUUAAAUGUAGAGAUUAGCUACACAGCAUAUAGUUAUCAGCAUCUGAGUUUGACUGAUAACAUUUACUUCUGUCAAAUGUGAUCGUUUUAUGAAUAUAGCAAAGCGAUUUUUUUUUUUUGCUUUGGUUUGUUGUUGUUUUUGUUUAUUGUUUUGCUGCUUAGUGGUAUUUGUGUGUAUGGAGGACCAGAUCUGCCGACAUGGGAAAAAAUUACAUAUUAAAUAAUUGUAAUUAAGAUCGAAAUGGAAAUAAACUUGAAUUCAGUUGCUGUCUA